GUUUUGGUGUCAAGAAACCCUUUCCUCAGCUGUGGGCUCCAUCCCUCCUCCCUCUGUGGGGGUGGGGCCUGCAAGCUUCGCUGCGCUCUCUCACUCUCGCUCCCAAGAUCUGGUUUUUAUUUGACCUCGUCGCUUCGCAGCGAGUAAAAGAGAGAUUCUUCCUACUUACUCCUUUCCCUUCCUAUCCAGAUCCUUUCUCCCUUCUUUCUUUAGUUUGUUUCUUUCUUCUUGUUCGUCGCUGUGGUGAGUAGAGAGAAGGGGAGAAAGAAGCGUCUCUGGCGAUCCUGGGAUUUCAUUUAGAUCACUAAUAUUGUCUGCUCAGAGUGAUGACAUAAAGAGAAGGGAACGAAGGAAAGAAUGGGGAGGAAGACGAAGUGGUUUGAUACUAUCAAGAAGGUUUUCAGCCCCGAAUCAAAGGAAAAGAAGAGCGAGAAAUCGAAGAAGAAAUCGGGAUAUGGGACUUCCAAGAAUUCAGAUCCACGUGCUUCCGAGCCAUUAGAGAAUGCUGAUCCAGUCCCAGUUUCUCCUCCUCCUCCUUCAUCUCUGCCGCUGAAUGAGGAGAUUAAAGUGGCUGAGGCCGAGAACGAGCAGAAUAAUCAUGCUCGCUCUGCGGCGCCGGCCACUGUCGUCGCUACGGAGGCUGCUGAGGUUGUUCGCCUGACGACAACGACGAGGUUCCUAGGAAAAUCCAGGGAGGAGGUUGCGGCAAUCAAGAUCCAGACUGCCUUCCGAGGGUACAUGGCAAGAAGAGCACUGCGAGCCCUGAGAGGACUGGUUAGGUUGAAGUCCCUGAUUCAUGAAAAUUCUGUCAAGCGUCAAGCCACAACUACAUUACGUUGCAUGCAGACAUUGGCAAGAGUUCAGUCACAAAUCCGUUCUAGGAGAAUCAGGAUGCAAGAGGAAAAUCAGGCCCUUCAGCGGCAGCUGCUGCUUAAACAUGAGAGAGAGCUUGAGAGUUUGAGGAUGGAUGAGGAAUGGGAUGACAGUAUGCAAUCCAAAGAGCAAAUUGAAGCAAGUCUUCUGAGCAAGCAAGAGGCUACAAUACGAAGAGAGAGAGCAUUGGCUUAUGCAUUUUCUCAUCAGUGGAAAAAUGCUUCGAGGUCAGGGAACCCAAUGUUUAUGGACCCCAACAACCCACACUGGGGUUGGAGCUGGUUGGAGCGCUGGAUGGCAUCAAGGCCAUGGGAGAGUCGGAGCACGACAGAUAGAGAGCUUAACAGUGAUCGUGCCUCUGUAAAGAGCACCAGUUACAGUGUUGGUGGAGGGGAGAUAAUGAAAGCUUAUGCUCAGCGUGACAGUAAUCUAGAUAGGCCAUCCCCCACCAUGGAGAAAUUAAGCCAGCCUGCCAGGCGCCCGGUUCCAUCAACACCUAACUCCAGGGCAUCACUGGUUGCGGGAAAGAUAAAAUCAGCAAGCCCAAAAACUGGCUGGGGCCUGUCAGAGGAUGACUCGAGGAGUGUAACCAGCAUACAGUCAGAGCGCCCCAGGAGGCACAGCUUAGGCGGGUUGUCCAUCAGGGAUGAUGAGAGCCUAGCAAGCUCUCCGGCCAUUCCUAGCUACAUGGUACCAACAGAAUCAGCAAGGGCCAAGUCCCGCUUUCAGAGUCCAUUAAAUGAUAAAACUGAGACUUCAGAUAAAAGGUCUGUAGGCUCUGUGAAGAAGAGGUUGUCUUUUCCAGUGGGAGACAAGAAUAGUGUGACAUCUCCAGCAGGGGUGAGGCGGCAUUCAGGCCCUCCCAAGGUGGGCGUUGCAUCCAUUAAGGACAUAGAAAUCCAUUCAGACAACAAUACUGGCAAUGGUGAAAAGAGUUAACCUGGUCAAACUUAAGAAGUCAGAAAGAUGAAAAAAAAUCUCUGGAGGAGGACCUUAUUAUUACAGCCAAUUCGUUUUCCUCAUAUGAUUUAUUUUUGUUGAAUUGUUUAUGGAUGACACAUCAGCUUAUAGGGAUUGCUUUGUUGUAUGAUUUUUUUUUUCUUUUAGUUUCAUUUAUUAAUUGAUGUUGAUAAACAAGAAUUUGGUUCAAGUUCUACCAGAGGAUGCUGGAUCCUGAGACUAGGGCCUUUCCUGCUAGUGGGUGUUGAUUGUAAGAUAAAUGCUUAUUCAUUAUGGUUUCAUCUUCAUAUUUGGUAA
Molecule: messenger RNA, 2130 nt
Organism: Elaeis guineensis (African oil palm)
Lineage: Eukaryota; Viridiplantae; Streptophyta; Magnoliopsida; Arecales; Arecaceae
Product: protein IQ-DOMAIN 2
Molecular function (GO): protein binding
Source: RefSeq, a predicted model, not a curated record